Leguminivora glycinivorella is the source of this 2820-nucleotide messenger RNA. Its product is annotated as 4-coumarate--CoA ligase 3-like. The record is from RefSeq and is a predicted model, not a curated record. Gene Ontology annotation, cellular component: mitochondrion. NCBI's taxonomy places the organism in Eukaryota, Metazoa, Arthropoda, Insecta, Lepidoptera, Tortricidae. Bases 313 to 1995 code for a protein of 560 amino acids. Gene Ontology annotation, molecular function: long-chain fatty acid-CoA ligase activity. The transcript has 9 exons. Gene Ontology annotation, biological process: fatty-acyl-CoA biosynthetic process; long-chain fatty acid metabolic process.
AUUCUAUUGCCUUAUCAGUUGGAACUGGUUUUGUGACUAACCAAAGCUGGCCUUAACGAUGUGACGUCGUUGUCGCUACGUGGUGGUCGAAACGCACUAUAGCUCUGUCGCGCCACUACAGAAGAGCGAGAAGGAGAGGCUAGGAGAAGCGCAAGCGAUUGUGACGUUGGCUAGGAACGGCUUUGGUAUCUUGUAUCAGUUUCAAUCAUAUCGUUGAGUGCUGUGAACGUUUGAUUAUACACUUUGAGUUGUUUUUAUUUACAUUUUUAUAAAGUUUUGUGGUUAUCGAUCGUAUUUGUAGAAGCCUUUACCAUGCCAGCACUGUCCCGAGCCGUUAGAAGGCUGCUAUCGCGCCAGAACCUGUUAGUUUUGUCCAGGGGUCAGUCCGUGUGGACUCCGGACAACGUGGUCCGGUCUCCGUACAGAGCCGUCGAGGCGCCGAACCGGACCGUCGUGGAACACGUUUGGGAGAAUUUGGAGAGGUGGCCUGAUAAAGUCGCUACGGUCUGUGGGUUAACAAACCGUUCGUACACCUACCACCAACUUCAUAAACAAUCUCGUAAUUUUGCUUCUCAACUUCGCACCAAACUCGGAGUAAGAGACGGCGACGUCAUUUGUACUAUGAUGCCGAAUUCACCGGAGUAUGUGGUAGCUAUAGUAGGCAUACUGACGGCUGGCGCUGAGUUGACGACGGUCAACCCUAUAUAUACUUCCCAUGAAGUACACAGACAGCUUUUACUCUCUAAGCCUAAAAUUAUAGUUGGGAAUAUAAACACAGUUGAUGUUAUAAGAGAAGCAAUGAUAUUGGCCCAAUUGGAUAUACCAAUUAUAUGUAUAACAGAAAAUGGUAGCUUCCUUCCAAACACUAUAUCAUUUAAAGAGUUAACUGCAGAUGUAGAUCAUAGUGUUCUUAAUGAUGUAAACAACACAGCUGAUGAUGUGGCCAUACUUCCGUACUCCAGUGGCACAACAGGUUUACCUAAAGGUGUAGAAUUGACGCACAGGAAUAUAGUUACAAACUGUGUGCAGGCCGACGUUGAUGGAGUCAAACAAUAUCGUGAUACUACAGCUUCACACCAAGAGUCAAUUAUAGCAGUGCUACCUUUUUACCACAUCUACGGCUUAGCAAUUAUUACACUUCACAAAUUAUCCGUGGGGGCUAAAAUAGUAACAAUGCCAAAAUUCCAGCCUAACACAUUUUUAUCUACUCUGAGGGACCACAAAAUUAGUCUGCUGUAUAUAGUUCCACCCAUUGUAUUAUUUUUAGGAUCUCAUCCAGAAUCUAAACAAGAACACCUAACUUACGUGGAAAGAGCAGUUUCUGGAGCAGCUCCUUUACCUAAACUAGAUAUAGAUAGAUUCAUUGAGAAGUGCAAACCUAACUUGGACUUCAUUCAUUUGUAUGGCUUGACGGAGACAUCGCCGCUGGUUUCAACGACAGCUCCUGGCUCCACUAAUUAUAUGACAGCUGGUUUCGCGAUCCCUAACACUGAAUUAAGGAUAGUUGAUUCAGAAAUGCGGAAUGUCGGACCAAAUGAGGUUGGUGAGCUCUUGAUCCGAGGACCCCAAGUAAUGAAAGGAUACAGAGACAACCCAGAAGCCACAAGGAACGUGAUAGAUGAACACGGCUGGUUUAGGAGCGGGGACUUAGCUUCUUUAGACGAGCAAGGCGCGGUCACUAUUUCUGAUAGACUUAAAGAACUUAUUAAGGUGAAGGGAUUACAAGUAGCACCAGCAGAGCUAGAAAGUGUUUUGAAAGAACACCCUUCCGUACUAGACGCGGGAGUUAUAGGAGUGCCUGAUGAGAGAACAGGAGAAGCGCCAAAAGCUUUCAUAGUUUUAAGAGACGGCCACAAAGGAGAUCGUGAAGAUAUCAAGAAUUUCGUGGCGUCACGGUUAGCGAGCUUCAAAAGGUUAAAAGACGUAGUUUUCAUAGAUAAUCUUCCUAAAAAUCCUUCUGGAAAGUUGUUGAGAAGAGUGCUCAGGGACAAAUGAUUUUCACAUCAAGAACCGCUCUUGAUACUUUAAGAACUAGUGAGAAAGUUGCAUUUUAUCCUCAAGAGUGCAAAGUAAUUUCAUAUAAAUUAUAACUUGAUGCUGGCUCAUAGAGUUGACAUUUAAAUGAUGAUUUUGAUUGAUAAAUGUUAAAAAUAAUAUAAAUUUUCUUUAGUCUGAUGUUUUAAAUUACUACUAGUGAAAAAUGUUGUGUUUUUCGUGACAAAAUUUGCUUAACCUACAUGCCUUGAAACCCUUGCUACACAGAAUUCGACAAUAUGUAAACACAAAACAAUAUAUUGUAAUAAUAUUGGAACUUACUUGAGGGUAGGUAUUGGCACCUGCGGUUUAACGACAACUUUACCCCCUUGUUAAAACACAAGAAAAUGUGUAAAUGUGUAGGUAAUUUAAUAAUGUGUAAUACGUAAUUUCUGGCAUUGUCUUAACUACUCGUAAGUAUAAGCAAAGGUGCCUGGAGUAAGUUAAGUAGCAAAAUAGUUUUAUUAUGACAUUUUUAUUUGGAACGAAAUAGAUGUGAACGUGGUCGUAAGUGUAUGCCACUGGCAAAAUUAUACACCGUGUUUUUUAUUUCUUUUAAAUAAACUUGUCUCACUUUUAGUAAAAAAAAAAAAUAAUAACAUAACAGGUUUGCGUCAAGUAUCUGAUGGGAAAUGUCAAAAAAUUAUAUUAUGAAGUAAGUAAUAUUAUCUAGUUCAGCUAUUAAAAUUAUAAUUUAAAGAAUUAAAUAUUCACAGAAUGAGUUAACAAUAGUUUUUUAAAGAAAUACAUUUGUAUUUGAUCUAAAGAACAUUUUCUAAAAUGUAA